Cuculus canorus (common cuckoo) is the source of this 3145-nucleotide messenger RNA. RefSeq names its product cullin 1 (gene CUL1). The record is from RefSeq and is a predicted model, not a curated record. Gene Ontology annotation, molecular function: ubiquitin protein ligase binding. NCBI's taxonomy places the organism in Eukaryota, Metazoa, Chordata, Aves, Cuculiformes, Cuculidae. Gene Ontology annotation, biological process: protein ubiquitination; SCF-dependent proteasomal ubiquitin-dependent protein catabolic process. Gene Ontology annotation, cellular component: SCF ubiquitin ligase complex. The transcript has 22 exons. Bases 275 to 2605 code for a protein of 776 amino acids.
ACAUACUCCUUCCCUUUGUAGGCUUCCCACUUUGUACUCAAAUCCUUCACCUGUGUCUUUGAGGAGCAAGGAAUUUAACCCUAGGUUAUCUAUACGCUUGUCAGUCAACGCGAAGAGAACACAGUUUAUCUUCCGGGGAAACAUCAGUCCUUGUAUGUAAAGAGUGUCUCUGGGUGCUGCAACUAAGCUUAGAAUGUUACUUGACUUGUGAUUCUGAUGGAGGAAUAACCAGAUCUCAGGCUGCUGCACUGGAAGACUUCAAAGGAAAUACAAAAUGUCAUCUAAUAGGAGUCAGAAUCCGCAUGGACUUAAACAGAUUGGUCUUGACCAGAUAUGGGAUGACCUAAGAGCUGGAAUUCAACAGGUUUACACCAGACAAAGUAUGGCAAAGUCCAGAUACAUGGAACUCUACACUCAUGUUUAUAACUACUGUACUAGUGUACACCAGUCAAACCAAGCACGAGGAGCAGGAGUACCCCCUUCUAAAUCGAAAAAGGGCCAGACACCUGGAGGUGCUCAGUUUGUUGGCUUGGAAUUGUACAAACGGCUAAAAGAAUUUCUGAAGAACUACUUGACAAAUCUCCUUAAGGAUGGUGAAGAUUUGAUGGAUGAGAGUGUGCUGAAAUUCUACACUCAACAGUGGGAAGAUUAUAGGUUUUCAAGCAAAGUAUUGAAUGGGAUAUGUGCCUACCUCAAUCGACAUUGGGUGCGUCGUGAGUGCGAUGAAGGUCGUAAAGGAAUUUAUGAAAUUUAUUCGCUGGCCUUGGUGACCUGGAGAGAUUGCUUAUUCAGGCCACUAAAUAAGCAGGUAACAAAUGCUGUGUUGAAAUUGAUUGAAAAGGAAAGAAAUGGUGAAACUAUCAACACAAGACUGAUCAGUGGAGUUGUACAAUCUUACGUGGAGCUAGGGCUGAAUGAAGAUGAUGCAUUUGCAAAAGGACCUACAUUAACUGUCUAUAAAGAAUCCUUUGAAUCUCAGUUUCUUGCUGAUACAGAGAGAUUUUAUACACGAGAAAGUACUGAAUUCUUGCAACAGAACCCAGUUACAGAGUACAUGAAGAAGGCUGAAGCUCGCCUUCUUGAGGAACAGCGUAGAGUUCAGGUAUAUCUCCAUGAGAGCACACAAGAUGAAUUAGCACGAAAAUGUGAGCAAGUUCUUAUUGAAAAACACCUGGAGAUAUUUCAUACAGAGUUUCAGAACUUGUUGGAUGCUGACAAAAAUGAAGACUUGGGACGCAUGUAUAACCUUGUAUCUCGAAUCCAGGAUGGCCUUGGAGAGCUGAAGAAACUUUUAGAAACCCAUAUUCAUAAUCAGGGUCUAGCUGCAAUUGAGAAAUGUGGAGAAGCUGCUCUAAAUGAUCCAAAAAUGUAUGUACAGACAGUGUUGGAUGUCCAUAAGAAAUACAAUGCUUUAGUCAUGUCUGCAUUCAACAAUGAUGCUGGCUUUGUGGCUGCACUAGACAAGGCUUGUGGUCGAUUUAUAAAUAAUAAUGCAGUGACAAAAAUGGCUCAAUCAUCCAGUAAAUCCCCAGAGCUACUGGCACGAUACUGUGACUCUUUACUAAAGAAAAGCUCAAAGAAUCCAGAAGAAGCAGAAUUGGAAGAUACACUCAAUCAAGUGAUGGUUGUCUUCAAGUAUAUUGAGGAUAAAGAUGUGUUUCAAAAAUUUUAUGCUAAAAUGCUGGCAAAAAGACUUGUACACCAGAACAGUGCUAGUGAUGAUGCUGAGGCAAGCAUGAUCUCUAAACUAAAACAAGCUUGUGGUUUUGAGUAUACCUCCAAGCUGCAGCGGAUGUUCCAAGAUAUUGGUGUAAGCAAGGACUUGAAUGAGCAAUUUAAAAAGCACCUGACCAAUUCAGAACCAUUAGAUUUGGAUUUCAGCAUCCAGGUGCUGAGUUCUGGAUCGUGGCCGUUCCAGCAGUCCUGCACGUUUGCUCUGCCGUCUGAGUUAGAACGGAGCUACCAGAGAUUUACUGCAUUUUAUGCCAGUCGUCAUAGUGGAAGAAAAUUAACAUGGUUGUAUCAGCUGUCCAAAGGGGAACUGGUUACCAACUGUUUCAAAAAUAGAUACACGUUACAGGCAUCCACAUUCCAGAUGGCGAUUUUACUGCAGUACAACACAGAAGAUGCCUACACUGUGCAGCAGCUGACGGACAGUACCCAAAUAAAAAUGGAUAUCUUGGCACAAGUUCUACAGAUACUGUUAAAAUCUAAAUUGCUUGUUUUGGAAGAUGAAAAUGCAAAUGUUGAUGAGGUGGAGUUAAAGCCAGAUACCUUAAUAAAACUGUAUCUUGGUUAUAAAAAUAAAAAAUUAAGAGUAAACAUCAAUGUGCCAAUGAAGACUGAACAGAAGCAGGAGCAAGAAACUACACACAAAAACAUAGAGGAAGAUAGGAAACUACUGAUUCAGGCUGCUAUUGUGAGAAUCAUGAAAAUGAGGAAGGUUCUAAAACACCAGCAACUGCUUGGAGAAGUGCUAACACAGCUGUCCUCAAGGUUCAAGCCACGAGUUCCAGUAAUUAAGAAAUGCAUUGACAUUCUGAUUGAGAAGGAGUACUUGGAACGUGUAGAUGGUGAGAAGGACACCUACAGUUACUUGGCUUAACAUUUUUAUUAGCAAUUACUUGACUGUGUGACACUCGGCAAAUAGGUAUGUGAUGGAAAGAAUGAAAGCAACAGAACUUCAUAGCAGCCACCCUGCUGCCAUUUGGACCUCCCUUUUUAAUAACUGAGACCAGGACUCCCAUCGGCCAGUCUCAGAUUUACAUCAGAACUGCUCAGGAUUGAUACAUUUCAAGUAUGUAAAUAUGGACACCAAUGCCAUUUAACCUAAUUUAAGAACAGAAAGGAAUCAAACCCUUCUCCUUUAAGGGUUGCAUGCUACUGCAUUUAAAUCAAUACAUUGGCUAUAUGAUAAACAGCUGCCAUCACAGGCAGCACUUAUAAAUGUUGGCAGCACUUUGAGAGCGAGUCUGAAUGGACCCAUGUGUAAUCUGCUAUGAAAAACCAUUUGUAUAGUGUGUUUCAUUUUUUAAUGUGUGAUAAAUAAAAUGAAAAAUUAAAAGAUUUCUGUACAAGUUGCAUUUGGUUUUGUUGUUUUAAGUUUCAUGCUUUAUCUUUCUAAAUGUAAAUAAAAAGGUAUAAU